UACAAAAGCACAUUUUUGUCCUCUGAAUUAACAUGGAGACACACUGGUCUACAUUAGGUGCAUUGAUUCUAUCAUUUGGUGUGCUUGUACAGCCUUUUCACAUACACAUCGGGACCCAUUCAAAACCAGGCCAAUGCCCACGCCACCUUAACAGCAUUCCAUCACGUCUGGGGUGUGAGUGUGAUGAAGACUGUCCUGACGACCACAAGUGCUGUGAAUAUUUCUAUGGGAAUAUCUGUUUGCCUCCUGUUUUCAUAAAGGCGGAGUGUCCACAUUUCAGGAAUAUAGGGAAUUGUUUUCAUCUGUGUGCUGAUGAUCGCCACUGUCUACAUGGUAGAAAAUGCUGCUUCAAUGGAUGUGGAUAUGAGUGCAUGGCACCAAGAAUAGUGAAGCCAGGUCACUGUGGUCUACCAAAUCACCACUGUGAAAGGCACUGCAGUGAUGAUACGCACUGUGAUGGACAUGAAAAAGAGAUGCCAAACAGAAGGUCAAAAAUCCAGAACAAGACCAAAGGUGAUGAUCUCUACUCAGGAAUUGAGGUGAACAUGGAGAGACGCUGGUCUACAAUAGGUGCACUGAUUUUGGUAUCCAGCAUAUUUUUGCAGUCUCAUGCAAUAUCCCCUCCAAGAGAAGGUGAAUGCCCAAGAAUCUUUUAUGGCAUCAUAUGGCAACACUGUCAGGAAGAUAGCGAAUGUCCUGGAAACCAUAAAUGCUGUUUGUUUGACAGGACCUUUGCCUGCGCCCCUCCUGUUAUUAAAGUGUGUCCUGGCACCAACGGGAGGGUGGGACUGUGUGCUGAGUUCUGCUCUUCAGACCGCGACUGCUCAAGGGGUUUUAAGUGCUGUUCCAAUGGGUGUGGGCAUCAGUGCACUAGACCAGUAACUGUGUAUAUGUAAAGCCACGUUACUGCAGUCUGGGAACGUUCACUGUCAGGAGGGCUGAGCUGAUCAAAAGAAAAGGAGUGCUGUGAGACAACCUGUGGUCAUGUCUGCAUGGAACUCUUCUGG
Messenger RNA from Melanotaenia boesemani (Boeseman's rainbowfish), 1007 nucleotides. RefSeq names its product WAP four-disulfide core domain protein 3-like. Gene Ontology annotation, biological process: innate immune response; antibacterial humoral response. The record is from RefSeq and is a predicted model, not a curated record. NCBI's taxonomy places the organism in Eukaryota, Metazoa, Chordata, Actinopteri, Atheriniformes, Melanotaeniidae. Gene Ontology annotation, cellular component: extracellular region. The transcript has 9 exons. Gene Ontology annotation, molecular function: peptidase inhibitor activity. Bases 33 to 896 code for a protein of 287 amino acids.